UCACUGUUUGCUUGCCCUCCCCCUGGUGUUGGCCCCGCUGCCUCGGGGUGGGGGAGGUCGUGAAGGGGGCGAUAAAAUGGCGCAGGGGGCGGAGUGAGGUGCUGCCGCUCGCCCAGGCUUUGGCCCGGCUUCCGGAGGAAGGUGGGAGUCAAUCACUUUGACAAGUCUCCUGAAAGGAACAGCCAGCAGGAGUUGAAACCUUUUUCCAUUUGGUCUCGUGGCAAAGGCAGAGAUUGCUCCAGCAGCUCCACACAAUAUGACGUGCUCACUAUUACCCUCUGAACAGUCUUCUGGUACCUCUUUUCUGCCUAAAGACAAUGCCUCAUUUUCUUGGGGUUCCUCGGAUGAAGAUGAGUUGGAUGACUCCUUGUUGGAGUUUUCUGACGGAGAAGAAGAUGAUGGCCAUUUCAGUUUCACAGAAGAAGAGAUUGAGAUGCUCUUGAAGGACGAUGAUGGUGGGCAUAAUGAGUAUAGAGCGAGAAAGAGUCAAAUUCUACCCCAUACUCCUCAAGAAAAUUCUUUGUACAGCUUGGGACCAGCAGCUGAAACCCCUGGCUUCCUCAAACUACCUCAACUAAGUCCAUCAGUUGGUCAUGGGCCAACUCCUAGUAAAUCAUUAAACAGACACUUUGUACUUGAAAAGAAUCUUAUAAAAGUAACUGUUGUUGCACCAUUUAAUCCAACAGUUUGUGAUCCUGUGCUUGAUAAAGACAAGAUCGAUUCCUCCAAAGAAACGGAAAAACCUGCCUCCCUUCAGGAACAGACGAGAGAAGACGAUCUUCAUCCUAAUGAGAGUAAACGUUGCACUGAACCUGAAGGGGUCAGUCCCAAUAACUCUGCUUGGGAUGGGCCCCUGCUUUCUUCUCCUUCAAAUAAUAACAUCGAACAAACUGCCUCAGAUAAAAAUAUACCUGAAAGUAAGAAACCUACCCCUGUGUUCUCUCAGAUCUCCAACCAUUCAGAAGUACCCAACAGGAAAAAUAGUGGAUCACACAAAUCAGGUUGUGAAGUGAGAAUUCCAGUUGUGUCCAGUUCAUCAAACAGACAUGCCUUUGACAAGGAUUCUGGGGAGGCGAAAGGUGAGAGAAGACUAGGCAAAGUCAUCCCUGUGCUACAAACCAGGACUAGGAUGUUUUCACAAUCAGAUCUAGAAAAACAGAAGGACAUUUAUCUCAGCAAAGUCAUUGCUCAUAUAGAAGACCCAGGGGACUCUAACCAAGGAUGAAUGCCUAGAAGUGGAAUUAUUAGGGUUUCUCUGUGUAGCACUAGCUAUCCUGGAACUCACAGAGAUCUACUGCUUCUGCCUCCUGAGUACCGGGAUUAAAGGCGUGCACCACCACCACUGCCUGGCUUAAAUAAUACUUUUUGUUUGUUUGUGUUUUCUAGAUAGGGUUUCUCUGUAUGUAGCUCUGGUUGUCCUGAAGCUCUGUAGACAAGGCUGUGAGAUCCACUUACUUCUGACUCCUGAGCACUGGGUUAAAAGUGUAUGAAACCACACCCAGCUCAAUAUUACUUCUUCCGAUCAUCGAAUGUCUGGUCCACAUUCCAGUUUCUGAAAUCGUUCCCAGUGUCCCUAGGUAACUUGAGGCAGAAUCUGUUGAAGGUUAGGUUCCCGUCCUUAGUUGUCAUCUCAGUCUCUUUUCUCAUUCUGAAUUUUGAUCACUUCUUUAGUGCCGUUUAGUUUGAUUUUCAUUUCCCUUAUUUCUGUAAACUAGAAGCAGGAUUAGAUUUAGAUUCAACAUUCUGAGCAGAACUAGUUUAGAGGGCUUAGGUGCCUUUGUGCUCAGUAAACCUUAACACUUAGUGGAGGCUAAUGUUACAGAGUUUGUUAAGGUGUUAGUGGACUUUCCAUUGUCAGGUACAUUUGUACCCUGUAAUUACCAUUGUUUAUAGGUGAUGCCUUAGUACCAUAUCACAUGAAUAUCCUAUUCCCCUACAAACUAACUUCACCUAAUGGUUUGAGCAUUCAUUAAUAAUCUUCAUCUGAAUUAGCUGUUAUAUCAGGAUAUAGUGUUUUUACUCCCACCUCUCUCUAUAUAGUCUUUAGUCUUUCUAUUUUAGAAUAUGUAUUUAUUGACAGUUUUUUGCAUGUGUAUAAUGUAUUUUGAUCGUAUCCACCUACACCCCACUCAUUUCCUUACAUACAUGCUAAAUAUAUAUUCUCCCAGUGAGCUAUAUUCCAGCCUCAUGGAUCUAUAGUUAUGUUUAUAGUUCCUAAAUCCACUUAUAAGUGGCAUGCAAGUCAGGUAGUCAGUCAUGGAAGUCUCCAGAAUUUUUCAUACUCCAAAUCUGAAACUCUGUGCCUGUCAAUAAGCAGCUCCCUUCUCUGCACACCCUAGUCCCUGGUCAGUAUCAUUCUGUUUUCAGUUAUUAUGAAUUUGACUACUUUAGAUCUUUGGUAUCGAUGAAAACAUACAAACUUUGUUUUCUUAGAAGUGACUUAUUACAAUUAAUGUGUUCAAGACUUGUUCACGUGGCACAUGACAGUCACUCUUUUUUUUUUUCUUUUCUUUUUCUUUUUUUUUUUUUUGGUUCUUUUUCGGAGCUGGGGACCGGAACCCAGGGCCUUGCGCUUCCUAGGCAAGCGCUCUACCACUGAGCUAAAUCCCCAACCCCGACAGGCACUCUUUCAGCGUCUUUUGUUGUGUAUGUGUACAACUCGUUGGCCUGGCUGUUAUGAAUAAUGCUGUUGUGAACAUAGGUCUCUAUGCAUGUCCUUUGGAGAGCUUGCCCUAGUUUGUUUUUGUAGUCUGUUCGUUUGUUUUAAGAUGGGGCUCUCGCUUGGUAGUUCAGUCUGACUUGAAACUCAUUGUAUAGUACAGGUCAGCUUCAAAUUUGUGGUUAUUCUCCUAAGCUUAGCCUCCUGAGAGCUAAGAUUACAAAUGAGCCACCAUGUUUAGCUCAAUUCUUUGUGAUACAUAUCUAAAAGUAGAUCAAGUGGUAGUUUUAUUUCUGUAUGUUUUGAAGACUUUCCCUACCAUUUAAUCUAAUUUUUGUCAUUGAUUCUUCUAUCUUAUGAAUUAUAUCUUUUGGUGUGCUAAGAAAUCUUUGUCUAACUCAAAGUCAGAAUUACUGCCUUAUCUUUUACAGCCUUAGCUAUGAGAGUUAGAUCUAUUACCAAUUCUAAAAUUAUUUUAUACAUAGUUCACAGUGGUUUUGUUGUUUUUUCUUUAUUUUUUUAAUUUUUGAAAAUGACAUUUGACUUUCUAUCUGAGUAGUUAUGUGCCACAGCAUGAGUGUAGAAGGCAGAGAACAACUUCGAGUCAGUUCUUUACUCUCACUGUGCGGUGUUAGAGGAGCGACCUCAGCUCAUCAGCUUGGCAGGCAGCACUGUAUCUCUGAACUAUUUUGUUGGCCUGAAUUUUAGUUGUUUCUUUACUAUUAUGAGGACAACUCACUUUUGACCAAGUUACCUCUGUAUCUCUGUUGAAAAUCAAUUAAUCCGGGACUGGGGAUUUAGCUCAGUGGUAGAGCGCUUGCCUACCAAACACAAGGCCCUGGGUUCGGUCCCCAGCUCCGAAAAAUAGAAAAAAGAAAAAAAAAAAAAAAGAAAAGAAAAGAAAAGAAAAUCAAUUAACCCAAGGCUAUAGGGAAAAAAAUUAAUAUGUUCUGUUAAUUUUAUUUUGCAGUUAUUUGGUCAUUAUUUUCUUUGUAUUGAUACAUACAUUUUAUUGAAUUUUUGUUUUAUUAUGUAUAGGUGUAUUUUGCCUGAAUGUGUACACGUGUCCUCAGUUAGAUGAGAGCAUUGUACCCCCUGAAACUGGAGUUAGAGGAUGGUUAUGAGCUGCCAUGGGAGUGUUGGAAAUUAAACCCAGGUCCUCUGGAAGAGCAACCGAUGCUCUUACCCACUGAGCCAUCAGUUCCACUCCCAACAGAUACAUUUUAGAAUCAGCCUAUCAAUUUAUUUAAAAAGCCUGCUUGGACUUUUAUUAAAAUUGCAUUGAAUUUAUAGAAAUUGGGUAAAAUUUAGCAAGAAUGAGCAUUUUGAUCCUUAAUUAUUCAAAUCUCUAGUUUCUUUCAGCAGUAUUUUGUAACCUCCAGUGUCUUCAAGCUGUUCUGUAGCCCAGACUGGCCUUAAACUACUUAUUCUCCUGCUUUUGCACUCUGAGUGAUAGCCUCACAGGUUUGAGCCUCUAUGUAGAGCUGUUUUAUAGCUUUUAAUGUACACCCUAGCACAUCUUUGGUAUCCCUUAGCACUUUAUAUGGUAAUGCUUUUGUCAAAGAUAAUAUUUUAGAAAUUGAGUGUCUUUUUAGGUAUGAUAGCACACAAGUGUGAUCUCAGCAUUCAGGAGGUUGAGGUAGGAAGAUGAGGGAUUUGAGACCAGCCUGAAUACAUACGAUCCUGUCUCAAAAAAAAGGAAAGCACCUCCUACACACACACAAAUAACUACUUGUCCUGUGAGAGUAUAUAAAAAUUCAGUUGAUUCUUAUAUAGUAAUCAAAACUUGCUUGCUAGGUCUUUGAAUAGAUUUCAUCAAGGAGCUGGAUGUGUUAGCUCACACUUUCAAUCCCAGCGCAUGGGAGGCAGUGGCAGGCGGAUCUCUGAAAACUGGGGCCAGGGCUAUGUAGAAAGACCCUGUCUCAAUAAUAAUGGAAGAGUCUUCCUUCCUUUUUUCCCUCCCUCCUUUCUUUGCGUGUGUGUUUGUGAAUGCAUAUACCUGUGCAGAGGCAGGGGAAGACUGCUAAUAUACUCUUCAUACACUGCCAUACUUCAUCAAACUUCAAGCCUCUGGGUUAGGUUAGGUUGGCUAAAUGAUCUCUCACGAUCCUAGAUCCAUCAGUCCCUUCUAGCUCUGGACUUUAGGCAUGCGUGGCCGCACACACUUUGUUUUAUUUGUUUCUCUUUGUAGUGCUGGCUGUCCUGGGUUGCUGCUAUAUGUAGACUAGGCUGGCCUUGAACUCAGAGAUCUGCUUGCCUCUGUCUCCCAGUAGCCAGGGCUAAAGGUGUAGGCUACCACACAUGAUCCUAGCUUGGCUGCUGGAGACUCAAACUCAGGUCCUCUUCCCUGCCCUUCAUCAGGUAUUUUUUGCUUUUUUGUUUUCUUUUGAGACAGAGUCUCAAUCUUUUUUUUUUUUUUUUUUUUCUUUUUUCUUUUUUUUCGGAGCUGGGGACCGAACCCAGGGCCUUGCGCUUGCUAGGCAAGCGCUCAACCACUGAGCUAAAUCCCCAAUCCCCAGAGUCUCAAUCUUAACUAUGUUCUGGAACACAGGUUUACAGAGAUCUGCCUGUUUAUGCCUCUGGAGUGCUGGGAUUAAAGGCCUAUGCCACCAUGCCUGGGCUAUUAUCAGGGCUAUACAGAUAACUAUGUUGUUAGCAAAUGUGCUUUUAUUUGUUUUUUAUUUGCUUUUUUACCAUACUGCAUCUAAGUACAACAUUUAAUACAAGUAAUGAAAUCUUUGUUUUCAGUAUUAGGGGAAAACAUUGAAUCUUUACCAGUUAUAGAGUUUUCUGUAAGUUUCUCUUCAGUAUACCUUAUUAAUUUAAAAAUAGUCCUUCAGUUAUAGUUUGAAAGUUUCAUUGGAAAUAUUUCAUUGAAAAUGGAUAUAUUUAAAUAUUUUAAAUGUGCCUACUGAAAUUAUCAUAUAGUAGUUAAUUCUGCUAAUGUAGAGUUAUAGUUGAUUUUUUACUUUUUUCAGUGUUAACCUAUUUUUUAUUUCUGGUUUUAUGUAUAUUUCCAAGUAUCUUAGCCUAAUAUAUUAAUAUAUGUUGGAUUGAUAACUAUUUAUUUACAGAUAGUCUGGGUGUGUGUGUAUGAGAGGUGCAGUGUCUGUGUGUCUGUGUGUGUGUGUGUGUGUGUGAGAGAGAGAGAGAGAGAGAGAGAGAGAGAGAGAGAGAGAGAUUUUGAUGUCCCUGUGUAGCCCUGGAUGUCCUGGAGUUCUCUUUCACAGAUAGCACUUUGGUGUAGUUGUGGUAGGGUUUGUGUUUGUUUGUUUGUUUUGUUUUUUGAGACAGGCUCUCCUACAACCCAGGCUGGCCUUGAACUCAUCAUACUUGGGGAUGACCUGAGCUGCUGAUCCUCCUCUGCUUUCAUCUAUGAACAUCUGGGAUAGCUUUUUUCAUUUACUAAUGUAUUUUUAAAAUUCUCUCAAUAAUGUUUUGGCUUUUAUUAUUAUAAGUCUUGUACACAUUUUGUUAAGUUCAUUCAUAAGUAUUCCAUGCUUUUUUAUGCUGUAAUAAAUAUUUUACUUUUUUAUUAUAUAGUUGGUUAUUUCUGGAAUAUAGAAAUACUGAUUUUUAUAUUUUGACUAUAUAAACUAUGCUGAAUAUAUUAUAUAAAUUAUGCUGAAUUUUCAUGUUUUAUGAACUUUUUUAUAGAUGUUUUUAGAAUUUGUUGUGUUCUGAUAUCUGUAAAUAAAGACAGUUGCUUUCUUUCCAAUUUAUAAGCCUUUUAUUUUUCUUGCCUUACUGUACUGCCUGUGGUCCUGAGCACAUUGAAAGUGAUGUAGGUUUAUCGUAUAUGCUCUUAGCAGGUUAGGAAAAUUCCCUUCUGAUGAUGUGAUCAUUUUUAUCAUGAAUAAGUAACACAGUUUGUUAAAUGCAUUUUCUACAUUUAUUUAUUGCAUUUACAAAUGCUCUAAUAGUAUUUUUCUUUUAUUCUGUAUUAUAUUAUUUUACAUUGAUUGAUACAUUGAGAUUUGUGAUUCUAGAAACUGAAUUCCAGGACUUGCAUAUGCUUCUAUUCUGUUAGGCCAACUUGCAUAAACUUUCUUAGUCUUAAAUCACCUUUA
Rattus norvegicus (Norway rat) is the source of this 6729-nucleotide messenger RNA. Lineage: Eukaryota; Metazoa; Chordata; Mammalia; Rodentia; Muridae. The record is from RefSeq and is a predicted model, not a curated record.